Messenger RNA from Bacidia gigantensis, 1401 nucleotides. RefSeq lists its product as uncharacterized. The transcript is spliced from 2 exons. Gene Ontology annotation, molecular function: oxidoreductase activity; flavin adenine dinucleotide binding. The coding region runs from base 1 to 1401 and encodes 466 amino acids. The record is from RefSeq and is a predicted model, not a curated record. Lineage: Eukaryota; Fungi; Ascomycota; Lecanoromycetes; Lecanorales; Ramalinaceae.
AUGUCGUCUAAACAGCAUUUCAACGCCGUGGUCAUCGGCUCUGGUCAAGGUGGCACACCCUUAGCAGGCGCCUUUGCCAAAGCAGGCAAGUCUGUUGCCCUAAUCGAGAGCACCCACAUUGGCGGCACUUGCAUCAACGAGGGAUGCACACCCACCAAAACCAUGGUCGCCAGCGGACGAGUCGCAUACCUCGCUCGCCGCUCUCAAGACUACGGCGUCAAUCUGCCCUCUGCCCCAACCAUCGACAUGAAGAAGAUCCGCCAACGCAAGCGCGAUAUCGUCGAUAGCUUUCGCGGCGGCUCAGAACGGCGAGUCCAGUCCUCCGGUAUCGAAUUGAUCACAGGGACGGCCAAAUUCGUGGAUCCACAUACCGUGACUAUCUCACCUUCUUCUCCGGCAGAACCUGAAAAGACCAUCUCAGCAGAUCAAUUUUUCAUCAAUGUGGGAGCACGCCCUACCCCCCUCGUCCUCCGUGGUCUUGAAAGCGUCGAUCGCACGCGCGUGCUAGACUCCACCUCGAUCCUCGAACUUGACGUCGUGCCCUCCCACCUCAUCGUCCUAGGCGGCGGACCCAUAGGUCUAGAAUUCGCCCAGCUCUUCCGCCGCCUAGGCGCCGCCGUGACAAUCAUACAACGAGGCGCGCAACUAAUUCCUCGCGAGGACCCAGACAUCGCGGAGUCCAUGACGGAGAUCCUGGAAGAAGACGGCAUCACCAUCCUCCUCAGCACCAAAGCGACAAGCAUAUCCACCUCUGAAUCAUCGCCUAUCGUCCUCUCCGUCCUCUCCAGCGACGGCAACUCCCACGAAUUGCAGGGUUCCCACCUCCUCGCAGCCGCUGGCCGCGUACCCAAUACCGACAUCCUAGCCCCCAAGCAGCGGACCAACGUUCCGCACAUCUACGCCCUCGGCGACGUCAAGGGCGGACCUGCUUUCACGCACGUCUCGUACGACGACUUUCGUAUCCUGGCCGCCAACCUGAUUGACCCUGGGCCGGGGAGGGCGGGGAGGGAGGGGAUGAAACGCACCACCAAAGAUCGCUUGGACUGUUACGUCACGUACACAGACCCCCAACUCGGCCACGUAGGCCUCCAUGAAGCUGAAGCACGAAAGAUUCACGGCGAUGAGAACGUGGCGGUGGCGAAGAUGCCCAUGGCGUAUGUGGCGCGCGCGCUGGAGUGUGGGGAGAGUAGGGGGGUGAUGAAGGCUGUUGUUGAGAAGGGAGGGGAGGGGAGGGGGAGGAUUCUGGGGUUUACGUGUUUGGGGUUGGAGGGCGGGGAGGUUAUGGCCGUUGUGCAGAUGGCGAUGAUGGGAGGAGUGACGUGGGAGGGAGUGCAAGGGGCGGUGUUUGCACAUCCGAGUUUGAGCGAGGGGUUGAAUAAUUUGUGGGGGUUUUUGGAAUAA